Messenger RNA from Paramecium octaurelia, 2394 nucleotides. The record is from the annotation of a GenBank genome assembly. NCBI's taxonomy places the organism in Eukaryota, Ciliophora, Oligohymenophorea, Peniculida, Parameciidae.
AUGGUUGUUACAAAUGAAGAAAUAAUGGAAGGUUUUUCAGGAGAGAAUGCCCUUUUAAAUUUGGCGGACUAGCUAAAGAAUGAACAUGAAGCUAGCACUUUCAAACUAGUGGUCGAAAGAAUUUAAGAUUUAUUCACAUAGCAAGGGCAAUCGAAAUAGAAAUAUUUUGCAAUGAAAGUAAUAUCUUUAAUCAAAGAAUCAAGCUGAUGAUGUUAUUGAGUAAGAAAUAACUAUUCAUCAACAGUUUCAUUAAGGCUAAGAAUCUCUUUGAUAUAUUGGGAGAACUUGCAUUAUGCGACAAAGAAAAACCAUAUGAGUAGAGAGCAUAUAAGAUAUUUGGGGCUAAAGAGGGUAAGGUGAAUAGUAUAAAAUAAUAGAUCCAAACUUUAGUCAUGGUUUCUAUGAUAUUUUGAUGGAGUGCAUUUCAUAUUGGGGAACAAAGUACGCUGCCGAUUAGAAGGGGAAUCCAACAAUAUUCGCAAAGCUUCUUGAAAAGUUGUACAAUCAAGGUUUCAAACCAAAAAUUGAAUUACUUCUGUUUGAGUUAACUGAAGAACAAAAGGAGAAAUUAAAAAGUUAUAGUAUGCCAACUGAAUAAUAAAAAUAAAAAAUCAAUAUGAAUGAUGUUAGUCUAGAUGAACUGAAAAAAAUAUAUCAAGAAAUGUUUGCUCAAACUAAUGAUUUGGUAGAGAGUUUGGAACAAAAUUUAAAAGGAGAAGAUUAAGCAACGGAAAUUAUGGAUUAAUGUAAAUUGUUAGUUUAUUUUAGUGAUGGAGAAUGCCUGUAACGAUGCAGAAAAACUAAAACCCAAUUUGGAAUUAUUGCAGGCAAAUCAAAAUUAAUUAGGUGAAGGCCAAAGAAAACAGAUUGGCUAUAGAUAUAAAAUAAUUACAACCUUAAUCGAAGAAAACAAAAACAUGCGUGCAGAAGGAUUUACCAAUGAAAACUAUUAGAUCUUUCGUUAUGAAGUCCUUUAAGCAACAAGAGAAAUUACAGGAUCCGAAAAACCAAAACCCCCAGCAAAUUAUGGAAAACCUACGUAAAAAUAACCUUAAUAAUAAUAAACGAAUACAUAACCUGAAUAAAGAGUCUAAUAAUAAUAGAUUCCAAAGCCACCUCAAUAUACGGACAAGAGGUAGCCCCAGACCUAACAAUAGCCUAUAAGGAAAGAACCUGAAAUUCAAAAAUAGAUUCAACAACCUGCUUACUAACCUCCAUUAUAAUAAAGCUAUCCAUAUGUUAGAACACAAUAGCCAUAACAUCAUUAAUAGACUAAAUAAUAGAAUUAGCCUUAUUAACAACCAGAAAGGUAUAUACAACCUUCUCCUCCUCCCCCUCCUUUUAAAAAAUUACCCAUAACCAGAUCACAAGAGCAUUUUUAAAGCCCAAAUAAAGGUUAAUUUGAGGAUCAUUAUGAUAAUAGGAGUUAGAGUUCCCAGUUUUCAGGGAAGGAUUUCAAUUUGAGAGGACAAUAGGGAUUUGUAUCAAAGGUUUAUGAAGGACAAUUUAUACCUUAUGAUGAUAGAAAUUUCUCAAUUUUGGAAGAGAUUUAUAAUAAUAAUGGAAUCAACAGAAUAAAAAGAGCAAACUUGAAGAAUAGAUGUUCCAUAUUUGAAUCUCCAGAAAUUCAAAUUGGAUUUGAUUCCAAUUUAGUUUAUCAUGAGAUAACAAAUCGUUAUUAUUUAAGAAUUCGUUUGUGUUUUGGAAAUAAAACAUCAACACUAUUGUAGAAUUUCCAAUAUUCAUUCGAAGGAGACACUUGUAUGGGUCUAUGGACAUAGGAUCCAAUUCAUUAGCAUAGCCAAACAUUAUAAAGAGAUUAAAUGGGAAGACUGAUAUUGAACCCAAGUUAAUAGAUGUAUGUUCCGAUAUGCAUUAAUUACAAUCGUGUUCCCUAUUAAAUAAUAUCAGGAAGAUUUAGUUACGAGAUGGCAGACGAAGAGGAUAGAAGGAUUUCUCAUUUUGCAAUUCCUUGUUUGUUAACUAAAUUUAUGAGUUUUAGAGAUACGACUAUAAAUUCCUUCAAGGCUAGAUGGGAGUACAAAUCCAAAAGCAUAUUAAAGACAGAGUAAGUAUUUCUAAAUCCUAAAAUCAUAAGAUCAAAAGAUGAUUUUUUAAAAAGUUUUGGGUCAAAUAACAUCAUGAGAUUGAAUGAGGACGAAUUUAUGAAUGAAGGUACUUAAUGUUCUUGAUUUUAGCCGAAAAAGACAAUGUCGAGACUGAAUUUGGGCUAGCGUUUACAUUGGGCAAUCCGUAAAUAGAAUUCCUACUGAAAAUAAUUGUAUUCCCAAAUCAAACAGUAUUGUUUCAGAUUAUACCUUACUAAUCCUACUAAACUUAAGCAGAAGCCUUUCUAAACACCCUAGUUUUUAUAUUUUGUUUGCCAGAUUGACC